AUGAAGGCUAACACAACGGCCGGCGGAGAGGCGGAGGAGAAAUUCGACUGCGGCUUUGCAAAGCUCGACGAGGACCAGUGCACGACUAAGAUGAAUCGGUGCGAGAGGGAGUGGCGGGAGAUCAUCACCGACCCACACUCGGUGCAGCUGGCGGGCAUUUUGGGGGCCAACCGCAUCCGCAUCAACCACCACUGCCUGCCCAGGGACCUCUAUGCCGUCAACAUAGUCUCCAAGGAAGCCGCCGGCGAGCAGAUUGAGAUCCCUUGCGAGAUUCCCACCAGCUCUGUCAUGGUCCGCGAAGCCGUCUAUGGCGACAACUGGUGAAUUCUGACACGACCACACGAACGAGACACACGCCAUUUGUGUGCUUGUUGCGCCUGCUCUGCGUCACGCAGCGGCACAGACAAGGCUUUGGUGCAGACGCAUGAGGCUUUCCAGGCGUGUGAGCGUGCCCCGGGUGUGUGUCGCUACACGGUCAAGGGCUUCACGGACCGCGACUACCUGAGCAAAAAGGGGUGCGACACGCGCAACUUCUACGCCAUCUACAGCUGCGAGGUGAGCAAGGAGACCCGGCUGAUCUACAACAAGCUGGGCGAGAUGGUGGAGCGCAACAAGAGAGAGCAGCAGGAGCUCGACAAGGUCAAGUACAGCGAGGCCGACCUGCGGGUGUAUAUGCUUUACACCUUCAAGCAGAACCGGGACUUCACGGCAUUCAAUGACAACGAGAAGCGGUGCUUCCGCUGCUUCAUGGGGCUGACCGACGCCAACGCCGAGGGGGUGGGGGUGACCAUCGACAAGGUCAACGAGGAGAUUGACAGACUCACCAUGCCACCUGUCAAACUAGACUGCGCCCAGCUGAGGGAGGACACACCAGUCCAUUCCCCCCACAGGCCGAGAGCUCAAUAUGUACCUUCCUUGUCUGGCUGUGCGUCUCUGUCUGUGUCACCCUGUGAGCAGCAAGGCAAGUACGAUCUCUUCGACUGGCUCAAGAACAGCACUCAGUGUCUGUCUCAGUGCAAGGGCCCCUGCCAGCGCAACACCGACCUCAUCGAGUUCAUCAGCAACUGCACUUCAGCCGCCGGAGGGGCUGCUGCUGCUGCAGGUGGUGCUGCUGCUGGGGCCACACCUGCGGAUGCAGCCGCAACAGUGGCUGCAGAGGCUGCUGUGGCGGCUGUGGAGCUGACACCCCUGGCGACCAUACAGGAGCACACACAGCUGAUGCAGCGAGUCAGCCAGCACCACCAGGAGCAUCAGCAGGAGCAGCAAGCAGGAAGACAACAGGCCUAGGUUACGUACGUCACUGACGAGUGAGUGAGUGGGUGGGUUGGCCGCUAUCGCACCUGGGCGUAGUGUGUUUGUUAGAUAUCUGUGACUGUGAAGCUUUUUCUGACUUGCUCUGUGUGCCAUUAUGUGUUUCUGUCCGUUCAUGGCAUGGUUGACUGACACUCUCUGGUUGCUUUGGUGGUGUGCCCUGGUCUGCCGGGCGAGC
Messenger RNA from Vitrella brassicaformis, 1489 nucleotides. NCBI's taxonomy places the organism in Eukaryota, Vitrellaceae. The record is from the annotation of a GenBank genome assembly.